AUGGUAGAAUUUCCCGCGAAUGUUUGCAAUCCCUUUCUUACCCUCUCUCUCAACCAAAAAAACAUAAGUGCUCGUCUUCUCAGUUCACUCUCGGAUAAUUUUCAAUUUCAAAAUUUCCAAUUUCUCCAAAUCCGAUCAACAACUAAGGGUGGAAGGGACAAACCAAAUGCUACCAAAUCAGUUUCAAGAUCUUCAAAGGCCGGACUUCAAUUCCCCGUUGGAAGAAUCGCAAGAUUCCUCAAGGCCGGAAAAUACGCUGAACGUGUUGGUGCCGGUGCUCCGGUAUACCUCUCUGCGGUCCUUGAGUAUCUCGCUGCUGAGGUUGGGAACGCUGCUAGGGACAACAAGAAGAUUCAACUUGCUGUUAGGAACGAUGAAGAACUAAGCAAGCUUUUGGGAGCUGUAACCAUUGCUAAUGGUGGUGUUUUGCCUAACAUUCAUCAGACUUUGCUGCCAAAGAAGUCUGGGAAGGGAAAAGCCGAAAUUGGAUCUGCUUCUCAAGAAUUUUAGGGUUUAUGUGAUCUGUUUUGAGUAGCUCUCAGUUUUUUUAUGCCGCAGUUGUAACUUUCUAUCUGCUCCAUUCAUGAAAAGAACAAUAUUGAAUAAUGAAUUCGUUGGUUUCAA
Molecule: messenger RNA, 624 nt
Organism: Medicago truncatula (barrel medic)
Lineage: Eukaryota; Viridiplantae; Streptophyta; Magnoliopsida; Fabales; Fabaceae
Product: histone H2AX
Exons: 3
Coding region: 1-510 (169 amino acids)
Cellular component (GO): nucleosome
Molecular function (GO): structural constituent of chromatin; DNA binding; protein heterodimerization activity
Source: RefSeq, a predicted model, not a curated record